This is a messenger RNA of Anastrepha ludens (Mexican fruit fly), 681 nucleotides long. RefSeq lists its product as uncharacterized. The record is from RefSeq and is a predicted model, not a curated record. NCBI's taxonomy places the organism in Eukaryota, Metazoa, Arthropoda, Insecta, Diptera, Tephritidae. The coding region runs from base 1 to 681 and encodes 226 amino acids. The transcript is spliced from 2 exons.
AUGGACCGCGCGUCUUUCAAUUUCGAUGCCACCAUUGAUUACAGCAUGCAUGCCUACAUUGGCCAAAUGAAUAUAGAAUGUAUACAUUGCAAAGCAAUUAAAUUCAGAAACGAAACGCCUGGUAUGUGCUGUCCUGGUGGGAAAGUCAAAUUGCCGGUGCUAGAACUUCCGCCAGAACCUUUGCAUUCAUUGGUUUCUGGCAAUUCACCAACGUCGAAGCAUUUCCUCUUAAACAUUAAAAAAUACAAUUCAUGCUUUCAAAUGACAUCUUUUGGAGCUACAAAUAUUAUAAGAAAUGGAUUUAUGCCGACGUUUAAGAUUCAAGGUCAAAUAUACCAUAGAGCUGGGUCUUGGCUACCAUUCCCAGAUGGUGACUAUCAAUUUUUGCAAAUAUAUUUUAUUGGUGAUGAUAAUCGUGAAUUAGAUCAGCGCUGUGCAAUUUCGGCGAAUACGAGAAGAUCAAUCGUGAAUGAAUUGCAAACAAUGUUCCAUCAACGCAAUGAAUUGGUGAAAUUGUUCAAAGUGGCACUCGAUCUGAUGCCCACCGAUGACCACAAAAUAAUAAUAAAAGCCGAUAAAACACCAAUUGGGGAGCACGCCAGACGAUUCAAUAUAAAAAACAUUUUAUGUAUGGUGGUGCGAAGCCCACUGGGGAAUGCUAGUACCUUAUAUAUAUCUUAG